AUGUCCUCCCUGUUUUGUUGUGGCUCUGUGAAGCCUUAUCGCCCUCAAAUUCUCCAGCACGAACAGAAGUUCAGAGUAUUCAUGGCUUGGGCCAAGUUUCCCCAGGAGUCCUCUUUAUCUACCGACGAUGGCGCUGAAAAGACCGACCUGGUUGCGCUGAAGCCGCCGUACUCCAUCCAGCUAGUUCGGCAGGUCAACUAUGGCCCCCUUGAGAGUAAAAGGUACUUUAUUCCGGUCGAGGGCAGCGAGAAUGAGUUCGCCGAGGUAGUCGAGGAUGAUUUGAUUCAGGCCAACUUCAAAAAGUUGAACUCGAGCAAUCCCUUCUGGCGUGUCCAAGUUAUUUCCGUCAUCCAGCUGCCCCUUUUGGCUGGUUCCUUUGUUACCAUCACACUUGACCUUCUCAUCUCAACAUUGCUCGUGGCCCGUCAACCUCCAAAACAUCUCCCCGACACAAUGCUUUUAAAGGGUGCUGUACCCACCCUGCCCCUCCGGAGUGGAUUGCAAACUACAGCAGGGGUCAAUUUUUGCUUCACAGUGGCACGACGCUUCUCGACACAACACAAACCCCGCAAGUUAUUACCAGUCACUGCCACCGGUAUCCUGAGCAGCUCCCCUGGUGCUCCCCGAUUGCGUGUAUCCCCCGGGCCAACCCAAUUCCAAUCCGCCAUGACGACGGCACCAACCAAGACCAGCGACAGCGACUGGUCACCCGACCAAUACCUCCUCUUCCGCGACGCGCGCAACCGCCCCAUCCACGACCUCCUGCACUUCCUCGGACCCGACUACUCCCCCAGCAGCAUAAUCGACCUGGGCUGCGGGCCGGGCAACAGCACCGAAAUCCUCACCACCCGCUUCCCCACCGCCACCAUCACCGGCGUCGACUCCUCCCCGGCCAUGCUCACCCAAGCCCGCCACACCCUCCCCACCACCCCCUUCACCCUCGCCGACCUGCACACCUACACCCCACCCCCGCACACCGACCUCCUCUUCUCCAACGCCGUCUUCCACUGGCUGCGCCACGCCGACCGCAUCCCCACCCUCGCCCGCCUCCUGCGCACCCAGCGCCCCGGCACGGGCGUCCUCGCCUUCCAAGUCCCCGACAACCACGCGGAACCCUCCCACCGCGCCAUGCGCGAGACCGCCGCCGCCCCGGGGCCCUGGCAGCCCUACUUCAACAAGCUUGACGCGGGCGAGCGCCCCGACCUCGACCCCAUCGAGUCGCCGCUGGUGUACUACGACGCGCUGAGGCCGCUGUGUCGCGCGGUCGAGACGUGGACGACGCGCUAUGUGCAUGUGCUGGGGGAGGGGCAUGCCGGGAUUGUGGAGUGGGUCAGGGGGACGGGGCUGCAGCCGUUUUUGGCGGUGUUGCCGGGGAAUGGGGAGGGGGAGGGAGGGGGGGUGAGGGAGGCUUUUUUGGAGGAGUAUAGGCGCAGGUUAGAGAGGGAGUAUCCCGUGACGGCGGACGGGUGCGUGUUGUUGGAGUAUCCGAGGAGGUUUGUUGUGGCGUUUCGGUGA
Molecule: messenger RNA, 1515 nt
Organism: Chaetomium globosum CBS 148.51
Lineage: Eukaryota; Fungi; Ascomycota; Sordariomycetes; Sordariales; Chaetomiaceae
Exons: 3
Coding region: 1-1515 (504 amino acids)
Molecular function (GO): trans-aconitate 2-methyltransferase activity
Source: RefSeq, a predicted model, not a curated record